This is a messenger RNA of Mya arenaria, 4070 nucleotides long. RefSeq names its product nuclear receptor subfamily 1 group D member 2-like. The transcript has 8 exons. Bases 538 to 2514 code for a protein of 658 amino acids. Gene Ontology annotation, biological process: regulation of DNA-templated transcription. The record is from RefSeq and is a predicted model, not a curated record. NCBI's taxonomy places the organism in Eukaryota, Metazoa, Mollusca, Bivalvia, Myida, Myidae. Gene Ontology annotation, molecular function: sequence-specific DNA binding; zinc ion binding; DNA-binding transcription factor activity.
GUUAUACUUGUGUAUGCAUUGAUUUUAAAUACGAGUACCACUUCAAUAUACCCAAGUAAAACAGGUCCGCUUUAAAACCCGAUGUAGAGCGUUAGAAGGGAGGUCGGAAAUUAGGCCAGACUGUGACGUGGCGCGCCAGAGGUCGAUAUGCGUGCACUGCGGCCAGGUAAUAUCUAGUUCAUACUAGUCGACAACGGACCAAAUUCGCUUAAAGCCGAUACCAUUGUAUAUAUAGGCCAAAUACUGUGUCAAUUCAAUAGAUAAACUCUUUGGUAUUUCAACUGUUGAACGGUCAAUAGUGUAUUGUGCUUGGCGUGUGAUCAAAGAAUAGAAGUAUAUAGUUUUCAGGUUAUGAAUUUCAUUUCUUAUCUUGGCGUUGUUUGAUAAAGUGAUUAUGACAGACGAAAGCGAAAGUGUUAUAUAUAUUAACUCUAGGAUUAAACCUUGCUGUUUUUAGAGAAACUUGAAGAAGAAAAACUCGGAUCUUUUUUGGAUUGAUUAAUUAUAUUGUGUAUUAAUAAUAUUUACAAGUGUAUUAUGAGGAGUGAACGGCAGAUAUCUCGGGACCCUACAGAAAGUGCAUUAACAAUAAGGAACAAUAUACGGGAGCCGACGAUGAACGCAGGAAUGGUGAAAAUGGAGGGUGGUGUCGUCGGAUUGAACAUAAAUGUAGCCGCCGACCGCUUCCUCGUCGGCACCAUGAACGUCAUGCAAGAAAAUGAUUGCCUCAACCGGGACUCGAAGAUCACCGAGGAUAGCCGUUGUGUUAGCGGCGGCUCUAUGGAAAAGGAGGAGUUGGGCGACGGCCGCUUUGACCAUCUGGUGUCUACGAACGUCAAUCUACCGUACCUACAUUUCGCACUUCAGGAUGCCGCUAAACAGCUCACUGCACAGAACAUUCCUGUCCAAUCUGUUAGCGUCGACGAACCGCCGUGUAAAAAGCCUCGCCCGAAAUACAAGCCUUCACGCCCGCCGCUACUUCCGCCCUGCCGCGUGUGUGGUGACCGAGCUUCCGGUUUUCAUUACGGCGUCAAUACGUGCGAGGCAUGCAAGGGCUUCUUCCGGCGCAGCAUAUGUAAGACGGAGCCCUACGCGUGCAGUAGUUCCCAGAACUGUCUGCUGGUACCCGGCAAGCGGACGGCCUGCUCCUACUGCCGUUUUCAGCGUUGCCUGGAAGUGGGCAUGUCCAAGGGCGCUAUCAAGACCGGCCGCUACACGCACGAACUCCGCUCAAAGAACAUCAUCGAAGUCAAGCGUCUGGAAAAGCAGAACAGCGGUGAGGCGUUUGAUGAGAGCACACAUCGCAACCCCUGCUUGGUCCCGGUGCGACAGGCGACCACCGAAAGUCAUGACAACGACCAAUCGCUACAAACUGUCCUCCUGGAGGAAACAUUAACUGUCCUCGUGUCAGCGCAAAAACACUUGUUUGAGUACUUGGAUGACUACUACCGCGAAGAGCUGAUGUUGAAGAGACAACAAGACGUCUUUAGGAAAUAUGUUGAAAAGAAAUGUCAGUCUCCUGGUGCCGCGGAAAGACUUCCCCUGAUCAGUGUGAAAACUGAGUCUGCAGACGACGGCCACCGUCGUCCCUCAUCCUCACCGGGUUGGCACGGCCUUGACAAUUGUCGGCCAAACUUACCCGAGGGGGGUUCUUCUUCUGCCGGUCGCCAUCGGUCCAGCAUCUUGAAUGGACUACUUACACAGAGGAAUCUUGCACAAACACUGACUAAUGGUGUACACGAGUUAAAAAUAGGCAAUACAAGAAAUCCCCACAGUCAGAAUCCAAGUGAUCUAGAUUUUGGCGAGUUUAAAAGUGACGCGAGUACAGGCACGUGGCAUAAACCUUCGCGACACAACAAUGAACACGAACGUCACGUGCAGGCGACAGCUGCCCCGGUAUCUCCCGCGCGCCAGGAGCGGACGAAGGCUGACGUGAUGUGUCAGGUGCUCAAGGAUAUGGAGCAGGGCGUCCAGGGAAUGCUCGCCUUCGCAAAGAGCUUGCCGGGAUUUAAGGAUCUGAGCAGGGAGGACCAGGCGGCUCUCCUCAAAGCUUCGCGGUUCGACAUUUGGUACAUAGGACACAUUCGCUGUUUUAACGUCGACCUGAAGGUGGGGGCAUGUGAGUGGGAAUUCCACGCGGAAGAGCUGGCACAGGUGUGGGGCGCGGACCUGGUGGAGCUGGCGUUCAAGCUUUCAAGACAGGGCCUCACUCUGCAGCUUACUAAGGAGGAGACCGCCGCCUUCCGCGCCGUCUGCCUCACUUUCUCAGACCGUUGCCCGACGUUGCAGGCGCGCGCUCGGGUUGACCAAAUGCACGCGCUCAUGUGGGACGUGUUACGUCAGGCGGUGAGCAGACGACACGGGCAGUACAACAGGUGGUUCAGUCAGGCCAUCAGCUUUCUCAUGCUGCUUAGAGAGUUCGGGAUUAAGUUCGAAAAAGUUUCUAGCGAGGUUCAACUUGACUGGUCAGUGCUUGCGGAAAACCCGCUCCUCCUCUCGGUAUUCCUCAGCUGAUGGACGCCGCCCGCCGGAACUCAGGAAACGCUCAACUUAACUGUACAUAAUGUCGUUCAGGGUCCAUUUAUGAUCACCAAUGGGCAUGUUUUAGCGAGGUCCGUGCUAGCGGUCAGACCGCACCUCUGUGUGUUCCUCAGUUGACAGACGCUGCCCGCCGGAGCUCAGGAAAUGCUCAACAUGUGAGGUAUCAAUGUACUAUCAUCAAUGGACCGUACAUUGGAUGUAACAUGUUCAAGUGCAAUUGCUCAACUUGACUUUGUAUAGAAACUACUAUUUGUGGUACUAGUCAUACAAAGGGACUCAUGAAUGCUUUUUAAUAACGAAUCCCUUUUUGUGAUUAUAUAUUUAUUUUAACUGAAUGAAAAACAGUGAAAAAAUCGGAAAUGUGAAUGUUCUUUUGAUAAAAUACUGUGAUAUUAUUUGAAACGAAAGAUCGAAAUUUAUGUUAACAAUUUUUCAUAUCUAUAUAUAUCUCAUAUGUAUGUAGCUUAAAUGUCCGUGAACGAAAAUUUCAGAACUAAGAUAAAGUCAUGAAUUUAAUCCAUAAAGGUCUUGGAGUAUACACGAAUUGUUCUACUAAGGAGUGCUUACAGUUUGAAGUCAAACAACUAUAGAUUGCAUUCCGUACACUCAGCUACCGCACGAAACAUGAUAUCUAAUAUCAUGAUCUUAUAUGACACUGAUAUUACAAACGGAGUGGUUUAUGCUCGAGUGGUGCACCCUUACCCCACAUAUGUGCUAGAGUGGUGCAGCCUUACCCCACAUAUAAGCUAGAGUGGUGCAGCCUUACCCCACAUAUGUGCUAGAGUGGUGCAGCCUUAUCCCACAUAUAUGCUCGAGUGGUGCAGCCUUACCCCACAUAUGUGCUAGAGUGGUGCAGCCUUAUCCCACAUAUAUGCUCGAGUGGUGCAGCCUUACCCCACAUAUGUGCUAGAGUGGUGCAGCCUUAUCCCACAUAUGUGCUAGAGUGGUGCAGCCUUAUCCCACAUAUGUGCUAGAGUGGUGCAGCUUUACCCCACAUAUGUGCUAAAGUGGUGCAGCCUUAUCCCACAUAUAUGCUCGAGUGGUGCAGCCUUAUCCCACAUAUAUGCUAGAAUGGUGCAGCCUUAUCCCACAUAUAUGCUCGAGUGGUGCAGGCUUACCCCACAUAUGUGCUAGAGUGGGGCAGCCUUACCCCACAGGUGCUCGAGUGGUGCAGCCUUAUCCCACAUGUGCUCGAGUGGUGCAGCCUAAAACCGCACAUGUGCAUGAGUGGUACAGCCUUACCCCGCAUAUGUUCUUGAGUGGUGCAGCCUUACUCCGCCUAUGUGUUCGAGUGGUACAGCCUUACCCAACCCAUGUUCGAGUGGUGCAGAUUUACCCCACUAAUGUUCUUAGGUGGGUUUACCCAACCCAUGUGCGAGUGGUCUGCCUCUUGUACAAGGCUGCUCAUUAAAUGUAGUAGCAUUGUUUCAAAAGCACAAAAAAACAACAUAUUGUUAUGGUAUAGUAGUUAUUUGUUAUUGUUGUUAACAAUUAUUUGUAAUUGUUGUUUUGUCAAUAAAAUGUGAACG